AGUCAUGUGUCUCUAACCAUUGUGUCCUGUGAAAAUGUGGAAGGAGGUGAAAAGCAUUUGUGGUAAUAUAUCAGGAGCGGUGGAAUUCUGGCUGCAACAGUUUCUGGAGUGAAUUUCAGUUCUGGAAUCUGAGGGCCUGCCGGAAGCUGGGAUGCGCCCGGGGUGAGAGAACAAGUUACGCAGUGAUUCUGACACGUCAGGUAUUUCACAGAGCCUGCUGCCAGUUUAGGAACAUUCAGAUCUUUGAGACCCUUUUCCAGCGGUGUCCGUCAGAGAAAGAAAGAAAAGAGAGAAUGAAAAAUAAAUCUACUGUAUUACAGACACAAUGAGCUCUGGAUCAAAGUGGGAUGGAGCUUGAAAGGUGAUGUUUUCAAUUUUGCUGGCCAGAGGGGUUGUGACUCGGAUGGCAUGGGUAAACAAUGAGGAGAGAGACAGUCCCUUUGGGAGUCAGUGUCUGACUUAACGAGCCAGCAGUUAUUAAAAGAUGAAUAGAGGAGAAGUGAACCGUGCUUUCUGGCUGGUAGUGUGGCUUAUUUUCUUCGUUCUUUUCUCUCUUUUUCUCUCGAAGAUCAAAGGCCUAAUUUUAGAACAAGCCCUAUUUAUGGACUGCUCAGCCACUGUCUGCUUUACUCUUGUUCUAGAAUACUGGAAAAUAAAUAGAGCUGGCAGGAUCUCCCAGUGUCCAGAGCUCAUCCCUGAUGCAAGGCAGGAGGAGAAAAAAAGAAAAAGACUUUUCCUAGCAGAGGUUCUGUGUGAUUUGUCUCUGCAGAGGGAGUUCCGCUCCCUCAACUCUUUCAGUCUUUGUGCAUGAUCAGAAGCUGAAAAUAUGUGACCUGUGGCUGCUCUUGAUGUUCAGGAGAGCUUACUCCUCCUGAUCCCUGCCUUCUUGACGUGCCUUGGAAAAGAGUCCUCUUUCCAAGACUGGUGCCAAGUAUGGAGUUGAGUCUUGGUUUGUGUGCCUGUGGACUAUCCUGUAUAUACAGCCCACCAUCAUCAGUUGUACUUUUUCCUUUUUAUAAUAGCAUGAGAUUGUUGGGUCCACUCUAGGCUGUGAACUGAUGUAGCCAGACAUCCUUUCUACUGGCUAGCUGCCUCUGGAUCCCUCUGUAUCUCUAGACAGUUUUCUACCACUCAGCAGUUCUUUGUGUUUCCUCACAUUACUUGACACUGCCCUCCCCCUUUUCUCUUCUCCCCCUGCUGUUUUGCUAAUCUGUCAAAAUAAUUUUUAAUUGUUACCUUGUUCUGCAGAAUUCAGGGUGACAAUUGUCUGCCAGUACCUGUGGUCAGUUCAGCUGAGCAGGGUGUAAACACACUGUAUGCAGGUGUAGUUUGAGAGUGAGCCUCUAAUUACCCCAUGAGAAUGCCUUCUUGGGUUUUCUUCCCCCUCUCCUUUGUGUCAGCAUUUCACCCAGCUUUCUUUGGAUGAUGUUUCCAUAGUCCAUAUCAUUUAAUACAAAAUCCUGGAAACACGUGGGGGUUCAGAAUGAAUUUGAGAGUGAUGCUUCAAGGCUGUGUCGAAAUCUGAUGGUGUAAGGAAGAUGCUCUUGCUGUAGGUGCUCUGUGCUGCCAAUUAAAGGCAUUCUUCCAGUGGGGCAGUCUGAUAGCCACAGUGCUGCCUGCCAGGUAAAUCUGCCCUCUCCCCAGGUUUUGCAGUACUGAGGAUCUUCACUGGCCUGAAGCUUUGGGUGAAGGGAGAAGAAUCGGUUGGAAACCUUUCUGCUGGGAAUUGCGCAAGAGGCAUUCCAGCUGGGGGCAGGGGUCUGUGUGUCUCUGCUCUUUUACACAGCUGAAGCUUAAUUGGUACAAAGCUGCAGAUAAGGGUGCAUGUGCAGAACCAGAGUGAAGUUAAUUCAUGCAGAAGAGCUUGUCUCACAAGUGGGAGCGCUGAGCAGAGGGAAGAAGUCUCCUAAAACCAUUUAACUUCGCAGAUUCCCUGCAGCGCUCAGCAGCGGUGGGAGCCUGUCAGCCCCUGGAAUGAAGCGGGGCAGGCUGCAUAGCAACUGCAUUGAGAAGUGGUAACAAUUCCCAAGUGGGGCAGUAACAAAAUCGAUUUUUCUCCCCUUCAGCUUGGCAGCUCUCCAGGUGCCUGCUCUGGCACAAUGAAGUGUGUAGCUGGGGAGGGGAGGGACUUCGGGUUGGUGUUGGUGGGGGGGUGUGAUACAAAGAGGCAGAAGUUUAAUCACUGACCCGAUCACACUGGAUGGAUUUAUUUCUGGACUCAAUUUCCCAGGAACUCCACUAUUCUACACUGGGGAAAAUGCCUCUGCUGAAGUUUCUCUAGCUCCAGCUUCGUGAAUAAAGGUCUGUCGCUUUGGAGUUAUUCACAGCAGCUCUGUCACUACUGACUCAUCCAUCUGCUUCAAGAAAAUGUUUGCUGUCCACUUGCUAGCUUUCCAUUUCACAAAGCUAAAAGAGGAUCAAAUAAAAAAGGUUGACAGGUACCUGUACCACCUGCGCCUCUCUGACGAUGUCUUGCUGGAUGUGAUGGCUCGAUUCCAGGCUGAGAUGGUGAAGGGCCUGGGCAGAGACACAAACCCCACAGCCACCGUGAAAAUGCUGCCGUCGUUCGUGCGCUCGCUGCCCGAUGGCUCAGAGAAGGGUGAUUUCCUCGCUGUCGACCUGGGUGGCUCCCAGUUUCGUGCCCACCGGGUGAAGGUGUUUGAUGAUGGGAAGCAGAGCAGCCAGCUGGAGAGCAAGUUUUACCCCACACCCAAGGAGGUGACACAGGGCAAUGGAGCCGAGCUCUUUGAGUAUGUUGCUGACUGUCUGUCAGACUUCAUGGAGACCAAAAACUUGAAGCAUAAGAAGUUACCUCUUGGCUUUACAUUUUCUUUUCCAUGCAAACAGACCAAGUUGGAAGAGGGGGUUCUUCUUGCGUGGACAAAGCACUUCAGGGUCCGAGGAGUUCAGGACACAGAUGUGGUCAGCUCUCUGCGCAAGGCCCUCCAGAAGCACAAGGACAUAGAUGUUGAUGUUUUGGCGCUGGUCAAUGACACGGUGGGAACCAUGAUGACUUGUGGAUAUGAUGACCAGCGCUGUGAAGUUGGACUCAUAAUUGGGACUGGCACCAAUGCCUGCUACAUGGAGGAGAUGAGGCACAUCAACCUGGUGGAAGGGGAUGAAGGGAGGAUGUGCAUUAACACCGAGUGGGGGGCCUUCGGAGAUGACGGUGCUUUGGAUGAUCUCCGCACAGAGUUUGAUCGGGAGCUGGAUCUGGGAUCUCUCAAUCCUGGAAAACAAUUGUUUGAGAAGAUGAUCAGCAGCCUGUAUUUGGGGGAACUUGUAAGACUCAUUCUCCUAAAAAUGACAAAGCAAGGUCUGCUCUUCAAUGGGAAAGUGUCAACAGCUCUGCUUACUAAGGGCAAGAUUGAAAUGAAACACGUGUCUGCAAUGGAAAAGUACAAGGAAGGUCUGAGCAACACAAAAGAGAUCCUUACAGAGCUGAACCUGUUUCCCUCUGAGGAGGAUUGUGUUGCUGUUCAGCACGUCUGCACCAUCGUUUCCUUCCGCUCGGCCAACCUCUGUGCCGCCGCCUUGGCAGCCAUCCUGACCCGGCUCAGGGAGAACAAAAAGCUGCUGAGGAUGAGAACUACUGUUGGGAUUGAUGGGGGACUCUAUAAAACCCACCCCAAAUACGCCAAACGCCUGCACAAGGUGGUGAGGAGGCUGGUGCCCACGUGCGACGUGCGGUUCCUGCUGUCGGAGAGCGGCAGCGGCCGCGGGGCCGCCGUGGUCACGGCGGUGGCACGCAGGCUGGCCACCCAGCGCCGGCGCAUCGACGCCACGCUCGCACCCUUCCUGCUGCCCCUGGCCACCCUCCAGGAGGUGAAGGACAAAAUGAGGGCUGAGCUGGAAUAUGGGCUGAAGAGGGAGACGCAAGCCGACGCCACGGUGAAGAUGCUGCCCACGUACGUGUGUGGGACGCCAGAUGGAACAGAGAAAGGAAAGUUCCUCGCCCUUGAUCUUGGUGGCACAAAUUUCAGGGUUCUGCUGGUCAAAAUCAAAAGCGGAAGAAGAAGAUCUGUGCAAAUGUAUAACAAAAUCUUUGCCAUUCCUUUGGAGAUCAUGCAAGGGACAGGAGAAGAGCUCUUUGACCAUAUUGUCCAGUGCAUAGCAGACUUUCUGGAGUACAUGGGGAUUAAAGGUGCUCGGCUUCCUCUGGGCUUCACCUUCUCCUUCCCCUGCAGGCAAGCCAGCAUUGACAAGGGAACACUUGUGGGAUGGACAAAAGGAUUCAAGGCAACAGACUGUGAGGGGGAAGAUGUUGUUGAUAUGCUAAGAGAGGCCAUCAGAAGAAGAAAUGAGUUUGACCUGGACAUUGUAGCGGUGGUGAACGACACCGUUGGGACCAUGAUGACUUGUGGAUAUGAGGAUCCAAACUGUGAGAUUGGCCUAAUUGCAGGAACAGGCAGCAAUGUUUGCUACAUGGAGGACAUGAAAAACAUAGAAAUAGUGGAAGGGAAUGAAGGAAAGAUGUGCAUUAAUACAGAAUGGGGAGCAUUUGGUGACAAUGGCUGCAUUGACCACAUCAGGACAAAAUAUGAUAGAGAAGUAGAUGAAGGCUCACUAAACCCAGGGAAACAGAGGUAUGAAAAAAUGACCAGUGGAAUGUACCUAGGUGAAAUAGUAAGGCAAAUUUUGAUUGACUUAACCAAACAAGGCCUGCUGUUCAGAGGACACGUUUCGGAAUCACUCAGGAAAAGAGGCAUAUUUGAAACAAAAUUCCUGUCUCAGAUUGAGAGUGACCGACUCGCCCUCCUGCAAGUGCGGCGCAUCCUGCAGCAGCUCGGCCUGGACAGCACCUGUGACGACAGCAUCAUUGUCAAGGAGGUGUGUGGAGUUGUGUCCAGAAGAGCUGCCCAGCUCUGUGGGGCAGGGCUGGCUGCUAUUGUGGAGAAGAAGAGGGAGAACCGAGGUGUGGAGCGCUUGCAAAUCACUGUUGGAGUAGAUGGGACUCUGUACAAGCUCCAUCCACAUUUUUCUCGGGUCCUGCGUGAAACAGUGAAGGAACUGGCACCUCAGUGUGAUGUGACUUUCAUGCUUUCUGAAGAUGGCAGUGGGAAGGGAGCUGCCCUCAUCACUGCAGUUGCAAAAAGAUUACAUAAUGUUGGACAGAAGUAGAAAUGAGUGGUCAAGUAAUUUCAGCACUGCCAGGCAUGUGCAGUAGGGAUUUGCUGGGUGGUGAUUCAAGAUAGCUUUGCCAGACACAGGUACCUUUUUUGGGGGAGCAGCUGGUUUUGACCAACCAGGAUUGUGGAUUUUUGCCCUUUGGUAACUUGGAUUGGGUGUUUCUGCUCUCCUCUGGCAUUAUGUCUUGCCAUACCACAGUCUACUCAGUUCUGUACUCCCUGCAGUGCAUCUCCAGUGCACAUGGGAGGGUGAAAACAAAACAAAAUCAACCCAAAUGUGUCUUUUUACAUCUUAAUUAAGCUACUGCACCACAGCUGAGUUUAUCAGUUUCUUAGGAUUUGUGUGCUUAGUUUUGUCUUGGCCUGGCUCAAAGAACAUUGAGAUUCUGGUGUUGCCUCUGAUCUAGUGGAUAUAUUUGUUCAGUGCUUCACAGGUUUUACAAUAAAUUUGAAGACUGAAAUAAAUGAAUUGACUUUGGUCAGUGAUGCUUCCCCCACUGCUGCACUGGUUGUAAUACUUUCCUGUGUACAGGAGGCAUGUUUAAUAGAUGAAAAGAAAAAAAAUGUGAUUCCACAGAAUAUCAGUUGGUGUCAAAAUAUGUCAGUGCAUCUGAGUCAUGUGAAGCUAAACCAGUGCUGGAUGGAUUCUGACUGUGACUGAUUCUUUUGAUACUGAAGGAAAAGGAGAAUGCAGAAGGAGCUACAGAGUCUGCAAUGUCUGUGUCAGGGCUUCGUAGAGGGUAUCAAACAGGCCACCAAAAUAGCUGUGUAGAGGGAAGAAAAAAAUCACCUGAAUUUCUGAAAGUCUCCUCUUUGCUUUCCCUCUGUUAUCCUUUUGCACAUUCCUGAGAGAAUUGUUUCCAUUUCGUGCAAGGGAAUUUAUUAUCCUUGGUUUUCAUUUUCUGCUGCCUGCUGCUCUGCCUGUUUGUAGUCUGUUUGUAAAUAAAUCUGUGCUGUUGUGAGCCUUUGCUUCUCUGUCCAGUGCAUCUUCUGAGUUGUGGGAACAUGCAGGCAAGGGGGAGCUUUCUUUAAAACCUAAAUCUUUAAACCUAAACCUUUCUGUAAGAGUGCUCAGCAGCACUUCAGUGAUUGUAAAGGUGCUUUGUGGACAGAGCUUUGGCCUUGUGUGACCAAAUGUCCCUCACCUGAUUUACCCAGAACAAUCCAAAACAAUAAUAUGCUACAAAGCAGCAGCAAAUCUGUGUCCUGCCUGUUCUCAAGGAUUCCUGUAUCUCUUUUAAUCCUCUCUUUGUGGCUAUUUGCUUCCUUGUGGGCUGACAGCAGAAAGUGGGGCCAAGAAAUGUGCUUUAAGCCUAGUUAGGUCAAAAGUAACUGUGGUGCAGGGGGAUAAGCAGUUUGGUUUAUGUAAUAAUCUGUAACAAGGCCGCUGCUGGGUUUAAAUUUAGCAAUCACAAAUGCAAAAUUGGGAGGUACAGACUUCUGUUGUUUCGUAGUUCUUUGAAAAAGUCAAAAUGUGCCAACAGCUCUGUGUCUGUGUUGGAGUUACUGGAUGGGUAGAAGAUACUUGCAAAUAAUUUUCACUUCUGAAGGAAUUCCUCAUGGUGCUGAGCUCACUGUACUGAGCAGUUGUGAAAAGACAAGCUGUGAACUCAUAUUACAUUUAAUGUUUUGUCUCGUUUUUAGUAUUGUACUUUUUCUUUAUGUUUCAGAAUCCACAGAGCUGCAGAAACCAAAGCUUCCAAUGUAGUAAGGGCAGUUAUCUGGAAUGGAAGUUUGUUGCUGGUGAUGAGCAGGUCAAAUUUGGAGGGGCUGGAUGUAGAUAAAAAAAAAAAAUAAAUCAGAUAUUGAGUCUAUGUGGGGCCUGGAAUAGCUCUUCUAGGCUGUUUUAGGCCCCAAAGGUAGAAACAGGAUUUUGGCACCUGAAAUCUAGUACUGUGUGUGGUUUUGGGCCUUUUUGGGGCAGUGGAAUCUGCAAAAGUGUACCUGUGAAUGAAAUGUGUCCCUGUACAUCUGGAACGAGGUGAUGCAGACUUGCCCCAGGAUGGCCACGUGAGUAUGGUGCAGAACACCUUUUCUACUUUUAUUCUAAAGCCUGUUCUGCACAACUGGAAUGCAAAUCAGUGACAAAACAAAGUAAACCACUCACAUUUAGAAAGAAAUAUGAUCUUGCUUUGGUUUUUCUUUUUAGUCUUUUUGGGAAAUGAAAUACUCGCACAAAGUCAGUUUACACCUCCACUGCAGUUAUUCCUUCUUCUGUGGUAGGUUAGGCCCACACAAUAAUAUUUUUUUGCAUGUGCAGUUAUAUUUUUCCAGUGAGUCUGUGGGUCACAGAGUGCUCAGUGGCUCUUGCUGAGGUUCCUGAAGGCCAGGCCAUGUGUGCUCCCUCCUUUCCUGCAGGCAGCUUUGCUCUGGAGCUGGCUCCCACGCGACUCCGAUCCUCAUCUUCUGGGCAGGGAGAUGGCAUCUGAGCUGGGAGGGCAGCUCAGGGAAUGAGCAGAGCUUUGCUGGGCAGCCCUGGAGAAGGGCAGGAUUAUUGGCCACUGUGGGAUUUUACCAGGGAUGCAAACUUCACUUGUGGUUUCGCAAUAAACACGCGACGCUUCGGCUUUCUCUAAAUCAGAACAUUCUCCGUCUGGGUAACGAUGCAGCAUCGAGUUCCUGAUUAUGUCAACAUGUGGAAACUCAGUGGCUGGUGCAAACCUGCAGUCCCCCUUGUACAGAUAUUAAACUGCUGCAGCAAAACACCUCUCUGCCAUCUGUACCAUCAUAUGUGGUGAUUCAGUUGAAAGCCCUAGCUCGCAAUGAAAGUAGAAAUGUAACACAGCAUAUCCUGUGCUGAACAGUAUGUGCUGCAGUUCAUCACAUGGCAUUGUUAGUCAAUACCAAAUAAAAUGGGAUUGUUCUGGCUUCA
This is a messenger RNA of Parus major (Great Tit), 8001 nucleotides long. Its product is annotated as hexokinase HKDC1-like. Gene Ontology annotation, molecular function: fructokinase activity; mannokinase activity; glucokinase activity. The transcript is spliced from 19 exons. Bases 2368 to 5121 code for a protein of 917 amino acids. The record is from RefSeq and is a predicted model, not a curated record. Gene Ontology annotation, cellular component: mitochondrion; cytosol. Lineage: Eukaryota; Metazoa; Chordata; Aves; Passeriformes; Paridae. Gene Ontology annotation, biological process: intracellular glucose homeostasis; glycolytic process; glucose 6-phosphate metabolic process.